AUGCGUGUGGAAUAUUUUGCACUUGAAAUGUUCUAUAAAAUCGACUUAGAUUCUGUUAUUAUAAUAAUAUAUUCUGUUUAUCUGUUCAGUGGGGAUUGUCAAGAGAAAAUAGCAUUGGUAGAUUCACCUGUACCAAUAAAUUCAGAUGAAGAAGAGUACUCAAAUGAUUCAGACUAUUCCAGGUUGGAACACAACCAUAAAUCAUGUUGUAUCCAGGAUAACAAGGAUGAUCCAGCCUCCCUAAUCGAAAAUGACCAAAAUAGAGAGUUGUUAUGUGCCUCUUCAGCUAACCAAACAUCCACUAUACGUAGUUUUUCUUCAAUGGCUGUAGAGAACGAUGAUGAUGAUGCUUCAAGCAAAUCACACUGCUACAGAAAAAUGCAUCCAGAUGGUAUAACUACUCUUUUCGGGGAGAAGAGAAUACCAAAUUUAAUGGAGCAGUCUAUAAGAGCAUACAGUAAAGAUAAAACAGUAACCUUGUUCAAGCCUGAAGUAGGCAUGAUAUUUGGCUCAGCAAGCGAAAGUUACCAGUUCUACAAUUUAUAUUCAAGGGUCGUUGGGUUCAGCUUAAGGAGUGAUGACUCGUAUACUAACACCAAGGGAGAGCGAACUAUGCAAGGGUUUAGAUGCCAGCGUGAGGGCAUUGAUAAGAAGACAAAGCUCAGCAGCACCAGAUGUGGAUGUCGUGCACGGCUAAGGUUGCUUAGGUCCAAUGAUUUACUAUGGUAUGUCAAGAUAUUCAAUGAACAACACAACCAUGAUCUGGUUGAGAGUUGUGGCCAGAAGAAGCAUUUGUUUUCUCAUAGGCACAUAGAUGAUUCUACCAAAACUAUGGUUAGGCACCUCCGUGAGAAUAAUGUUAGCCUUAGCAGAAUAAAUGGCAUAGUUGGCAGCUUCUAUGGUACAACGGAUGGUGUUCCAUUCAUGAAGAAGGCUCUGAGGACUUUGUGUUCGGACAUUGCAGCUGAAGCUCUAAAAGAUGAUGUAAGAAAAACAAUUGAGGGUUUCAGAGACAAUAUAGCUCAGGACAAUAGGUUUGUUUUCUCAAUGCAGCUGGACGCCAAUAAAAAUCUAAGGUCUCUCAUGUGGACAAGUGGUCCGAGCAGAGCUCUAUAUUCUCACUUUGGUGAUGUUGUAACAUUCGAUACAACGUACGAGACCAACAUAUACAAGAUGCCGUUUAGGAUGUUCGUUGGAGUGACCACUUCCAGAGUAUUAUUUUCGCUGGAGUACUUCUUACAAACGAGACUGCAGAAUAUUUCGAUUGGGCUUUCAAGGAGUUAGUUCUGAUGAUGGGUGGUAAAGCGGAAGAAGUACACUGGAAUACCAGAAAGGUGUAUAUAGCAUCUAUUUGGUGUUAUUAAUAUUUGUUAACCUGAUAACCUCCCACACAUACCUUUAUUGUAGUAUGGUGGAUUAUUUAUGUCCUGGCAACACGAUCACACUAUUUGCAUUGUAAGUAUCGGUUCAUCACUUUUGAACCUUGUUUAUUUAUUACAUUUCCUUGCAUCUAUUUCAAAUGCU
Messenger RNA from Triticum dicoccoides, 1524 nucleotides. Its product is annotated as protein FAR1-RELATED SEQUENCE 5-like. The record is from RefSeq and is a predicted model, not a curated record. Bases 1 to 1284 code for a protein of 427 amino acids. NCBI's taxonomy places the organism in Eukaryota, Viridiplantae, Streptophyta, Magnoliopsida, Poales, Poaceae. The transcript has 4 exons.